Diaporthe batatas is the source of this 3594-nucleotide messenger RNA. RefSeq lists its product as uncharacterized. The transcript has 2 exons. The coding region runs from base 455 to 3241 and encodes 928 amino acids. The record is from RefSeq and is a predicted model, not a curated record. Lineage: Eukaryota; Fungi; Ascomycota; Sordariomycetes; Diaporthales; Diaporthaceae.
GGCGCCUUGUGGGCUCUCGUCUUAGCGCAACGCUUAUAUGUCGACGUCGACCGAGGCCCCCGUCCCCCGGCUAACUCUAUUUGUGAAUGGCGAGCUUGUCGCGGAUCCUGCAUGUUAGGCGAGUCGGUUUAAGGUUAGGUACAUGUAAUCGAGACGUCCCUGCCGGGCUCAAUUGUCCCGUCUCCCGCGCUUUCUCUCUUAUCCUUUCUUACAUCCAGCCUGCCAGCGUGUGGAUCUCCUCCAGGACAGACUGACGACGACCUCAACCUGGGUCGUAAUCGUUGGAAUUGGUCCCUCGCCCGGCAUUGUUGUUGCCUGUGGUUUCCAAAAUUAUCUCUCCACCCGGCCGAGUAAGCAAGCAUUGCCAAGCGGAUCAACGUCUUUGCGCACCCAAGCUUCCAGACUUGGCUGCCUUCGAUAGUUUCAAAGCGCUCCGCCAAGACGUUUCGGCACCAUGCCGCCCUACCCUUAUUCAGACAACAUGUACUCGGGCCUCGACGACUCAGACGUCGAAGAUGGCCCGCGGGUGGACGGAGGCGGAAACAGAAACACGCAUGGGUACGGCCACGCAGCUCAGGUCGCUCAGGGUACCGGUUCAGGACCCUUCUCUGGUGGUUCUGGUGUCGGCGCUGGUGCCACUGGUACUCAUGGUGGGGUUGAUGCACACGUCGCAGACAACCACCACGACGAGGAUCAAGUCCUGUCGCCCACGGACGGAUAUUUUGGCCGCUCUGGCGACUCCCCUUCGUCAGACCGCAGCAUUGCUUACCCGGCCAUCAACACCAAUACAGGCAAUCAUCUGCACUCGCCGUCACAUCACAGCCCGUCGGUAGAUGCUGCCACCUCAUCGUCGCAUUACUCUGCAGCGGCAUCAUCCCAAGUCCCGCACGUGCCAGACGUCUGGGUCGACGACCCCAGCCUGGAGCAAGGAAGCACCGCCGAGAGCAAGGCAAGGGAAGCUCAAGAGGAGCGCGACCAGAACAGACGCCGAGCUGGCCGGCCACACCCAUCGGACUUUGCCUCCCUUCCACAUGGUGAAGACGGCGGGCCCUCCACCUUCCCGUCCCUGAACCAACAAACCCCAUCAUCGACGACUUUCGGGCCUGGACAGCAGUCGAGAUACGCCUUCGGACCCGGCCUGUCAUCCGCGCCGCCCCACCAGAGGUACACGCCGUACGCGUCCUCCUCCUCCUCCGCCGCGGCACAGUCACGCUCCCACCGCAGCGGGACGAUAUAUUCCGAGCGCUCAUCGCUCUUCAGCGAGGCUCCGCCAGCUUACACCCCCUCUCCCACCUCGCCGUCCACCUCCUACUCCAACAACUACCAGACCAUCCGCCCAUCCAGCAACAUGGGUCGCAUCUCAGAGUCAGAGUCCCGUGGCCUGCUGGCUGGUGGUGAAUACCAGUCCGUCCCGCAGGACAUGGGAGGCCAGCCCGACGAUGACUACGCCACCUACACAAGACCCCAGAACUGGAGGGACCGCGUGAGGAGCCGCGUGGCCGGUCUCGACCGGAGGACCUGCAAGCUUGUUGCGCUUGGUGUCGUCCUGCUUCUCAUUACGGUCGGGUUCCUCGUCAGCUCUUUUGCCGGCAUCAAGGACGAGAGGAGGAUCUCCGUGCCUGGUGGCUCUGGAGGCUCACCCAUCAGCAAACUGCCAGCCCAGGACGACGAUGGCACGAGGCUGGCAUAUCCACCCUUCGACGGAGAAAUGCCCUGGGCAGACUCCGACAUGUGCGCCAAGAAGGAAAUCACGUACCCGGUCCAGACCUUCAAGGUCGAAUUCGCCGAGACACGCAACCUCUCGUUCUUCCAGGACGUGAAGAAGGAAAACCAGGGCGGCCGUGACAUCCGCGUCAGUGGUGAGGUCGUCAUCCGCCGGUCCGGAAACGGCACGCCAGGCCCGGGCAUCACCCUCGAGAGCGUCUCCAACGACGACCAGAUCUCGCUCGACCUGGACUGGGACGAAGCCGAGCAGCGCCUCUACGUCCUCUCGCCCUUGUCCAUCCCGUGGCCCUCCAACAGCCCCGAGUCGCCCUGCCUGCAGAUCCGCUCGACCAUCUGGGUCCCGCCCGGAAGCAUCCUGGACAGCCUCAACGUCGAGAGCGUGCACCUCGGCGUCAAGCUCCUGGACAACCUCUCGAUCCAGCUCAACAACUUCGCCCGCCUGGCCAGCACCAUCGGGACUGUCGUGUCAGCCACCGACGGCGAGAAGGACCCGAGGCAGGUCAUGCUCGAGGGGCCGCCCAAGUCGUUCGUACUCGACUCGCGCUACAUCGAGGUCAAGACCCUGUCCAACGCCAUCGCGGGCUCGUGGCCACUGUACGACUACCUCGGCCUCGAGACCAUCGCGGGCUCCAUCCGCGCCGGCGUCGUGCCCAAGGAAGCCCUCAAGGACAAGCCGCGCCCCGCGAUCCUCUACGUGCACUCGACCUCGGGCCCGGUCGAGCUCCACGAGCCCGUCGAGGCCGCCGCGGCGGCCCUGGCCAUGACCUCGCAGGGCACCGCGGUCGGCGCCGCGGCGCAGGACAUCAUCCCGCCGCGGCAGUACGGCGUAGACCUGUAUACCAUGUCCGGCACGAUCAAGGGCUCCGUCGCCUUCAGCCACUCGUGCAAGGUCCACACCACCUCGGGCAACAUCGAUCUGACCCUGCUCCCCGUCUACGACAAGUCGCUGAUCCAGGGCGGCGCCCCGAGCUCUUCGAACCUGCAGACCUCGACCACCAGCGGCACGACGGUGGUCAACGUCAUGGAUGCCCUGUGGAAGGACGUCCAGACGGGCUCGUACGUCGCCCUGCCCGCCCCGCCCCCGCCCCCUCCCGCUCCCGCGGCCGCCGCGCCUGGCGGUGUCGACGUCACCCCCAUCGGCGCGGAGGACCCCUACAGCUACCUGGGCGACAUGGAGGCCCCUGCCCCACCACCAGCCCCCGAGGAGGACGAGGUUGCGCCCGAGCAGCCCGCCGCCGUAGCACCGCCCGCCAUCCGCGUCCUCACCGCAAAGCACACCACGACCAGCGCCGCCAUCCGCGUCAACUACCCCGCGACGUGGGAGGGCCGCAUCGACGCCGACAGCCUGACGGGCAAGAUCGCCGUGACGGGCAAGGGCGUGCAGGUCAUCCGGCGCGACGACGACUUCCCCGGGUACAAGGAGCGCGUCGUCGCGCAGAAGGGCCAGGACGGCCUCGGCGGCAACAUCCACUGCCACACCACCUCGGGCAAGAUCAGCGUCGCGUUCCCCUCCUGAGGGGGCCGGGGCGCCCUGGACUAUCAGCAGCACGGAGGAUGGGUGGGCCCCACCAGAACUCGUAAGAGGGUCGGUAGGGGGGAAGGAAACAGGGCAGCGAGCGCCCAAAGUAAUGGGAUUCCUCAGCGGUGAGAGACGCUUGGAGGAGGAGAUGGCGGCAGACAUGGCAUCGCACUUACACAGGAUUAGCGCGCGGGGUCCGCGGCGUCUGAUGAGAUUUUUUCAUGAUUACUACUAGUAUUCAGACCGGGUCGUCGGGCCCGAUGGAGUUGGAGGAUAUCUUGUUCUUUGGAUCCGUGCUUAUUUGGACUAGCCGGUUGAUACACAUCAAUGCGAAUUAUGUUCUCCUCGAA